Meleagris gallopavo (turkey) is the source of this 4857-nucleotide messenger RNA. The record is from RefSeq and is a predicted model, not a curated record. Lineage: Eukaryota; Metazoa; Chordata; Aves; Galliformes; Phasianidae.
UCUUUCCUUUCUUUCAACAGUGGCAGACCUGAUCUCUUCUGAGCUACUUGCAGACUCUGGGCCAUUGAGACGUUGACUUUGGCAGACAGUUACCAUUCAUUCCUUGGAUCAUACCUGCCCUUUCUCUCACCAUCCCCUCCUGCCCUUCCCUCUAAUAAAACUCCAGUGUGUCACAGUCCUGCUAUGGAGCCCAGGGAGUCCUUGAGCAGCUCCCGUCAAAGGGGAGGUGAGGCAGAUUUUCUGCCAGCCUCUGUGUCCUCUGCCAAACCACCAUCUGCCUCCAGCUGCACAGGGGAGACAGUGCUGCCAACAGCUGGCUCGGGGAAAGGGAUUCCGGUGAGCGGGGAGCGUAUGGAGCCUGAAGAAGAGGAUGAGAUGGGUUCUGGGAGAGACGUGGAUUCCACUUCCAAUGCAGACAGCGAGAAGUGGGUGGCAGGAGAUGGGCUAGAGGAGCAGGAGUUUUCCAUCAAAGAGGCAAACUUCACAGAAGGGAGUUUGAAACUGAAGAUCCAGACGACCAAGAGAGCUAAGAAACCCCCAAAGAACUUGGAGAACUAUAUUUGCCCACCAGAGAUCAAAAUCACCAUCAAGCAGUCCGGGGAGCAGAAGCUUUCCAGAGCUGGGAAAAAUAGCAAAGCUGCUAAAGAAGAGGACAGAGGACACUCCAAAAAGAAGGGAAAAGUCAUUGGAGAUGCAAAACUGCUCAUGAGCUGUGGUUGCAGAAAAGGGAAAAAUGCUCAAAUGAAAGACUCCGAUCAGAACCAAAUGAAGAAUUUGGGAAGAGAGUGUGGGUUCCCUGUGCAGAGUCUGGUGACGAAAUCCAUGAAUAAGGUUUAUGACAGGCCACAGAAACAUUCUACCCUGCACUAUGAUCCAGGCCUCCAACAAGACUUCACCAGUGAUACCUUAAAAUCAAAGCACCAGCAGAAAAGUAGCAACCAGCACCAUCUUGACUGGUUGGCAAGCUCCAAUACCGGAUCCACUUCUCAAAGUUGCUUCAUCAACACAGAACCCAGUCGAGAAGCUGUUAGUGCCACCAAGGUCACUCCUCCAGAGCCAGGAGUUUCCUUCAGUAAAUCCCAAGCAAAGAAGUCCUGUGCCAGCAGCACGUGGGGGCAGCUGUCUGUCAGCAGCAAAGAGCUUGCCAUUUGCAGUGCAGACCCAUCACCCAACAACACUGGUGUGGCUGCUCAGCCAAGCAGUGCCUCCGAGUGCAAUGGGCUUUUGCCUAUUGGUAAUCAAGACGGAGGUAUGCAGCUGGAAGUUCCUGAUCAGUCUGCUGGGAGUACAAAGAAGAAGUCCAGCAAAAAGGACUUGAUAUGUCAAACCAUCCAAACUGCUGACAUUGAGUGGGUGAAGAGCGCUCAGAAAGCGUUUGACAGCAAAUGCCAUGACAGCAUGGAAGGAAAAAAAGAGUCUUAUUCGAUGGACAGUGUGUUGGAUGCAUCACCAUCAAAACCAAAUCCCACUUCUGCUAGCAGCUGUGAAAAUGAUACUAGCCAUGUACGAAUUACUAUCCCAAUAAAGUCUCCAACAACAGAUACAUCCAGCCACAAAAGGAAAAAAAGGCAGUCUACAAAAUCUUCAAUGGAGAAAGCUAUCCAAGAGAAAAGUCUGCCUUCUGGGCUUGCUAUGAGCAGUGAGGUGACAAACAGGACUAUUUCUCAGUCAGAAGGGAAUAGAAAAGAUAUUCGAGUCACAAAGCCAGGGAAAGUGAUUGAAAAUGAGUCCCCCUUAGCAGCUAUUGACAGCAGUGUGCUUAUUGACAGAGCUUCCCCCAACAGUGCCACCAGACUCAGAAAAUCUGUAGCUGUGACAUCUACUCUCCUAUCCACUGAUCUCCCCACAGCUAGUAAACUGUCUGAGGUCCAGCAUCCCAAACUCACAGCUAAACGGCGAUGGACCUGCAGCAAACCUAAAUCUAUCCUUCGGGAGACCUCCAUGAUAACAUCUGAGAAGAUGAUGGUGGAACCUCCUUCAGCCUAUCCCAUCACGCCAUCCAGCCCUCUGUAUACCAAUACAGACAGUCUUACUGUGAUCACACCUGUCAAAAAAAGAGGACGACCAAAGAAACAGCCUUUGCUUACUGUUGAAACCAUUCAUGAGGGAACAUCCACUAGCCCAGUAAGUCCAAUCAAUCGUGAAUUUCCAGGAACAAAGAAAAGAAAGAGGAGACGGAAUCUGGCCAAGUUGGCUCAGAUGGUCCCAGGAGAGGACAAGUCCAUCAGUGAUCUCAAGUUUCACAAAAAGGUUGGAAAGCUUGGGGUCUUGGAUAAGAAGACUAUUAAGACCAUUAAUAAGAUGAAGACCCUUAAGAGGAAGAAUAUUCUCAAUCAGAUUUUGUCCUCCUGCUCCAGCAGCAUAGCUCUGAAAGCGAAAAUCCAGCCACCAUCUAGUGCUGGGCCAACAACCAUUGAUGCCAGACUAGGGAAGCAGAUCAAUGUCAGCAAGAGGGGGACUAUCUACAUUGGUAAAAAACGGGGCAGGAAGCCAAGAGCAGAGCUGCAGCCUCAACCAGAAGAACCUAAGACAGCCAUGAAGCACUCAAGGCCUGUUUCCAGCCAGCCAGAAAACCCAGCAGUGCCUUCCAACCUGCAGUCACUUGUGGCAUCGUCACCAGCAGCUAUUCAUCCGCUUUCGACACAGUUAGCGGGGACUAAUGGCAACCUUAGCCCUGCAAGCACUGAAACAAAUUUUUCAGAGUUAAAAACUAUGCCAAAUCUUCAACCUAUCAGUGCUCUUCCUACAAAAACCCAGAAAGGAAUGCACAGUGGAACUUGGAAGCUGUCUCCACCCAGGUUAAUGGCUAAUUCACCUUCCCACCUUUGUGAAAUAGGUUCUCUAAAAGAAGUUACACUGUCACCGGUGAGUGAGUCUCACAGUGAGGAAACCAUUCCGAGCGACAGUGGGAUAGGUACAGACAACAACAGUACUUCUGACCAGGCUGAGAAAAGCUCAGAAUCCCGCCGGAGAUACUCCUUUGAUUUCUGCACCCUGGACAAUCCAGAGGCUAUCCCAUCUGACACCAGCACAAAAAACAGGCAUGGUCACCGGCAGAAACAUCUCAUUGUGGAUAACUUUCUCUCUCAUGAGAGCAUGAAAAAGCCAAAGCACAAGAGGAAAAGGAAAAGCUUGCAAAACAGAGAUGAUAUCCAGUUUCUGGCAGACCUUGAGGAACUCAUCAAUAAAUUCCAAGUGUUCAGGAUUUCUCAUCGUAGUUACACAUUUUAUCAUGAAAAUCCAUAUCCCAGCAUCUUCAGGAUUAAUUUUGAUCACUAUUACCCUGUGCCAUAUAUCCAAUAUGACCCAUUGCUCUAUCUUCGCAGGACCUCUGACAUGAAGUCUAAGAAGAAGCGUGGUAGACCUGCCAAAACCAAUGACACCAUGACAAAGGUGCCUUUUUUACAAGGGUUCGGUUACCCUAUUCCCAGUGGGAGUUACUAUGCACCCUAUGGAAUGCCUUACACAUCAAUGCCUAUGAUGAAUCUUGGUUACUAUGGUCAGUAUCCAGCUCCUUUGUAUCUGUCUCACACGCUCGGAGCGGCUUCCCCAUUUAUGAGACCUACCGUGCCCCCACCCCAAUUCCAUGCAAGCUCUCAUAUGAAGAUGUCCACCACUGCCAAGCAUAAAGCAAAACAUGGAGUGCACCUACAAACACCUGUGGGAAUGGGCCUUGGAGACAUGCAGUCCUCUUUGGCUCCUCCAAAGGUUGGAGGAACAAGCCUUUCAAGUGGCCGACUUCACAAAAGGAAACACAAACAUAAGCACAAGCAUAAGGAUGAGAGGAUACUGGGGACACAUGAAGAUCUGAGUGGUCUCUUUGCUAGCAAGUCCACUGGCUUCUCCAGUCACUCUAUCAAUGAAAGGCUAAGUGGCUCAGAUAAAGAUCUCUCCUUGCUCAGUGAAAAAAGCAAGCAUAAGGAGAAGCAAAAGCACCAGCAUUGUGAAACUGGACACAAAGGCUCAAAGAGCAACUUUGAAGUGGAUACGCUGUCUACCUUGUCACUUUCUGAUGCCCAGCAGUGGACACAGAGUAAAGAUAAAAGUGAUUCAAGCAAUGAUCCCAUUGACUCUUGCACAAAGAGAUACUCUGGUAAUACUGAGAGUAAUGCAAGGUCAGAGUCCCUGGACAUGUUUGGUGAAAUGAAUUCCUCGAGUGAGAAACGGGAUAAUGAUGGAAGUGGGAAUAAAAGAAGAAGCUUCGAAGGGUUUGGAACUUACAGAGAAAAGGACAUUCAGCCCUUCAGGAUAAAUAGGAAGGAUAGAAGUAUUUAUGAUUCUUCUGCCUCUUCUGGAAUUGUAGGCCCCCACUUAAAAGCAGACCAGACUUCACUUCAUAGUAAAAUGGAAAGUUCUGCCUGUAACGUGAUGACUAGAAGGAAACCAGCAACUGUAGAGAGUGUUACAAUGCCGACUCCAGUAUUAUCUCUCCUACCUUCAUCAUCAGCAACAUCUGAAGCAGCCAGUCCACUGCUGAAAAAAAGGUUCAAGCGCCGUGAAAUUGAAGCAAUCCAGUGUGAGGUGCGCAAGAUGUGUAACUACACCAAGAUCCUGUCCACAAAGAAGAACCUGGAUCACGUAAACAAGAUCUUGAAAGCCAAGCGGCUGCAGAGACAAUCAAAAACAGGCAAUAACUUUGUCAAGAAGCGGAGGGGCCGUCCACGUAAGCAACCUCUCUCCUUUGAUGAAGAUUCCAGAGACCAAAUGCCCGUUCUGGAGAAAUGCAUUGACCUUCCCAGCAAAAGAGGUCAGAAGCCAACACUGAAUCCAUUGCUGUUGGAGCAAGCAGCCACUCAAGACACAAUCAUGGCCACCAUUGAGGCUGUCAUACACAUGGCUCGAGAAACACCACCACCA